GAUAAAAACACCAAUGAAGAAAGACUUAAAAAAAUAAUUUCAAAACAAUUAGGAAUAAAAAAAGAAAAAAUAGAUGGAACAACAUUAAUAAUGGAUCAAUCUUUAACACGUCCUUGGGGAAAGUUAAUGGAUUUAUUUAAUGCGUUACACAGAGAAUUUGAUGUGGACUUUCCAGUGGAUGAUAUUUCUAAACUAACAACUGUUCAAAAAGUACUAAACUAUAUAAAUUAUCAUCAAGAAAAUACAUAA
Molecule: messenger RNA, 249 nt
Organism: Dictyostelium purpureum
Lineage: Eukaryota; Evosea; Eumycetozoa; Dictyosteliales; Dictyosteliaceae
Exons: 1
Source: RefSeq, a predicted model, not a curated record